Hirsutella rhossiliensis is the source of this 942-nucleotide messenger RNA. RefSeq lists its product as uncharacterized. The transcript has 2 exons. NCBI's taxonomy places the organism in Eukaryota, Fungi, Ascomycota, Sordariomycetes, Hypocreales, Ophiocordycipitaceae. The record is from RefSeq and is a predicted model, not a curated record. The coding region runs from base 1 to 942 and encodes 313 amino acids.
AUGCCGCAAGCUGCUCCAAGCAUCCUCCAGCCUGCCUAUGGAGCAGAUAAGUCGCCGAUGAGCGGCUACCAACUCUUGGCAGCCAAACUGGUUGGUGGCCUAGGGGGUCCGCCCGUCACACCCAUGUAUCGUCGCUUCGAGGCCCUCAACCACCGGCUCCUGCUCUACAUGCAAGCCGACCUGGUGGACCUGGAGAACGAACUUCGUACUCUGGACACGAAAGACACAAUGGAAAGGGGCUACGGGGUUGUUCCCGCCUCGCGCCGGCACGAACGUUGGGCCAACAGCGCUUUGGCACAGCAAAGGACGGAGAUUCUGGGCCAGAUUGGCUACAAGCUAUGCCAAUACAACAAGGUCAUGACUUCGUUUGUGAAAACCCACGACAUGCCGGCUCCAUCGCUGGCCGAGAUACACGAGUACAAAACUUAUCUCGGCAACAGCCGGCUAAUCGCGGACGAAGAAGCAAAGUUUCUCGAUCUGCCCGAGGAUCUGGUGUCUCUGGUGAGAGAAGAGCUGCCCAUUGCAGAGGAGCUCGUGGCGGACGUCGGUGGGACAACAGCCAUGGCCCCCCGCCUGGUCGAGGAGGCCGCCGUGCCGCCACCGAGCCGCAAGGAGCCAGAGUCGGAGGGAGGCCACAGUAGCGCGUCGAUCAAGCGACGUCCCGCGCAAGGCUAUGAUUCACCGGAGACGUUGCUCUCGACGUCGCUCUCGCAGCUUGCGCUUGCCAUGUUCGUGGCAGUCUUUGUGCCGGUCGUCACGUUUGCCAUCAUCCCGGACUUUGCAGGGCGCAUCACCGUCGUGGCGCUUGUCGGGGCCAGCGUUGGGACGGCGCUGACACAGUCUGGGCUUGUACGGUUGCUGGAUAGGGGGGCACUGGAUUGGAUUCUUUGUGCUGCAGCUUACGGGGCUACCAUGGCGGUUGUUGCUUGGAUUCUCGGGUAA